AUGGACAAGGAGCCGGUGAAAGCCAAGUCGUCGAACAGAGAUGAAGCCCGCCCGAGUGCCAUCAGUGGAGACCGGCCAAAGCUGCAGGAAAAAAGCGGGCAGCACUGUCAUCAACGCUGCACGGGCGCCAGUUUCUUAGCUACUCCCGUCCCCGAGACGCUCUCUAUUCACUUUGACAACCGCGAGAUUUAUUCCAUUUCAGGCAACUUCUUCCCUCCCCAAUAG
Colletotrichum lupini is the source of this 225-nucleotide messenger RNA. RefSeq lists its product as uncharacterized. The record is from RefSeq and is a predicted model, not a curated record. NCBI's taxonomy places the organism in Eukaryota, Fungi, Ascomycota, Sordariomycetes, Glomerellales, Glomerellaceae. The transcript is spliced from 2 exons. Bases 1 to 225 code for a protein of 74 amino acids.